AUGACGGUAAUUGACUCCUGCAGUUCUAUUUUGGCUAUUAAUACGCAGCAUGAUCAAUAUUUUCCUCUUAUAAAAUCCGAAUUAAGUCUUUGUGAGACCAUUAAGGAAGAGGAAUUUCUUUGCACCAACGUCCGCAUACGAUACAAUUUUGGUUCCGAAGUAUGUGCAUGUGAGGUCAACCUAUUCAACAACAACACAAUACCAAACUGUCGGUUGAAACACACUAUCAACAAGCUGACCUGGAUUCCAUUGAAUCACAAAAAUCAAUGGAUUUAUGCGACAUCAACAUCUUCACGAGCAACUGCAGUAUGUAAUAAGGAAAUCAUACCACUAAAUCUAAAAGGUUCAGGUUUAUUGACGAUCGAUCCAGACUGCGUGCUUAAACACAACUUUGUUUCCGUACAAGGACAACAAAUAAUUGCAUGCACGUCAAGAUAUUCAUACAGUAGUCUUGGUACAAUCUCCGAAUUAAGGCUACAACCCCCUAUGAAGACAUCAGAUGCUUACAGCGGCAACAGUACACUAUCAACGGUACGCAACAACCAAUACGAUCAACAGCUUAAAGAACUCACAGUAUUGCAGAAGGUGUUACAGUCAUACCAGAUAAAUGAUCUUCCAAAUCAAUUUCAGUCACACAAGUACCACAGCUUCACCAUAGCUUACGCUGCACUCGUUAUAGGGCUGAUAUUAAUCAUAAUCAUGAUGAAGAAGAAAUUGCAGAAAAAACAUGUUGAAAUUCCAUCCGAUGAAGAAGCCACCCGCACAACACCUAUACCCAUGCCACGUCGACAGUCACGAGAAUUCGUUAUCAACAUAUAG
Teleopsis dalmanni is the source of this 819-nucleotide messenger RNA. RefSeq lists its product as uncharacterized. The record is from RefSeq and is a predicted model, not a curated record. Lineage: Eukaryota; Metazoa; Arthropoda; Insecta; Diptera; Diopsidae. Bases 1 to 819 code for a protein of 272 amino acids. The transcript has a single exon.